CCCUUUCUCUCUCAGCAAUUCACUGUCUCCUCUUCCGCCAUUGUUUUGGGGCCACAAAUCAUCCAUUUCACGGCGCCUCCCAUCUAGGGUUCUUCAGUUUUCAGACGAUGAAGAAGAAGAAGGUGAAAAGUGAUGUUGAUUCCACCCCUGUUGUUGACUUAAAGUCCAUAAUUCAUCGGCAUCAAUUCUUUGACAAGUUAGUUGAGCUUGUUCCGGCAAAGUUCUAUCUACCCACAGACGACAACGAUAAGCGAUGGUUUCAGGGUCUAAACAAGACCCAAAAAGCCCUGGCCAAGAAGGAAACAAUGGAGAACAUCAAGAAAGCUCGAAGAGAUCGUUUGGAUCCCGACAAGUCUUCCGCAACAACCAUUGAUUUGUUGAAGCAAAGCUUGGAAAAGGAGAAGCAAGAUGAUGAUGACAGCAAUGACGAUGACAUGGAGACCAGACCUGUUUUGUUUGGUUUUGAUGAUGAUAAUAGGUCGGUGACGUAUGAGGAGCUCCGGCAGAGGCUUCGUCGCAGAAUCGAAGAGUUUCGGGCUACUCGAAACACUGAAGACUCGCAUAAAGCGAGCAAGAGGAAUGAGAGGAAUGAGAAGAGAGGAAUUGAGCAGAAGAAACGCAAAAGGGGGACCGAGGCAAAGGAGAAAGAGACUAAAUCUGGUAAUUCGGAAGAUAAAGUGGAGAAGGACAUUGUAGAAGCUUCAAAAGAGCUCACAUUUAGUCAUGUUAUGCUCGGGAAUGAAGACGAGCAUGGGGGGAAGAAGAAGAAGAGGCAGCUUUCGAAAUUGCAAGAGCUUGAGAGGGCCAAGAAGUUGGAGGAAGCAAGGAAAGACCCGGAGAAAGGGGACGUUAUCUCGAAGAAGCAUUCGUGGAAGGCUGCAACAAGCAGAGCUGCCGGGAUCAAGAUUCAUGAUGAUCCCAAGUUGUUGAAACAUAGUAUUCGGAAGGAAAAGAGAAUGCAACAAAAGAAUGCUCAGAAAUGGAAGGAAAGAGUUCAAACCACACAGAAGCUGAAAGCAGAGAGACAACAGAAGAGAUCAGAAAAUAUAGCAGGAAAGAAACAUGAUAAGAAGAUGCGGAAGAUUGCGAAAAGGGAGAAGAAGCUCGUGAGGCCAGGAUUUGAAGGUCGCAAGGAAGGAUUUGUCAAUGAAGGUACAGCUUGAGAUUGACUCAAGUUGACCAUUGUUUCCAGCUUGGAUAUGGGCUUUAUCGGCUUAUUUCCACAAGAAUUGGUUUAAACAGCACAUGAGAGCUCAAGGGAAAGUGUAUAAUUUUGGUUGAUCUUACAUUCCCCACCCAACAGUUUGCCAUUCCCUUAUUUCUUAGUUCGUUUGGCCCUUAGACUUUAGCAUAAUAGAUGAGUAUUGUUGCAUGAUAGUAUGCUAGUUAAUUUUCUAAAUGUCAAUGCUAAUUUUCCAUUU
Morus notabilis is the source of this 1421-nucleotide messenger RNA. RefSeq names its product ribosomal RNA-processing protein 14-C-like. Gene Ontology annotation, cellular component: nucleolus. Gene Ontology annotation, molecular function: DNA binding; RNA binding. NCBI's taxonomy places the organism in Eukaryota, Viridiplantae, Streptophyta, Magnoliopsida, Rosales, Moraceae. The record is from RefSeq and is a predicted model, not a curated record. Gene Ontology annotation, biological process: ribosomal small subunit biogenesis; ribosomal large subunit biogenesis.